This is a messenger RNA of Haliotis rufescens (red abalone), 1574 nucleotides long. RefSeq names its product acyl-coenzyme A thioesterase 2, mitochondrial-like. NCBI's taxonomy places the organism in Eukaryota, Metazoa, Mollusca, Gastropoda, Lepetellida, Haliotidae. The record is from RefSeq and is a predicted model, not a curated record. Gene Ontology annotation, molecular function: fatty acyl-CoA hydrolase activity. The transcript has 6 exons. The coding region runs from base 1 to 1062 and encodes 353 amino acids. Gene Ontology annotation, biological process: fatty acid metabolic process; acyl-CoA metabolic process.
AUGGUUUGUCUCAAUAUCAGCCCCCGUGUGGCACUAGUUGACGAGAGGAUCUCCAUCACAGCCAACAAUCUUCGUCCAUUACAGCGAGUGACGGUACAGGCAUGGGUGGAAGAAGGAAAAGCAGUGUUCAGCUCAUGUGGCCAUUUCCUGGCAGACCAACAAGGACAGAUCCAUGUCAGUCAACAUAACUCAGUUGGUGGAACAUACAAAGGUGUUGACAACAUGGGCCUCUUCUGGAGUAUGAAUCCGGUUCCUGGGGUGUCUCUUCAGCCAAUUCUCAGGAAAGUAGACGUGAUGACACCCCUAGUCUUCAGACUGUCCGUCAUGGAUGACCACAUACCCUUUGAUGACCUCCAGCUUCCCUCAUCUGUAGUUCUGGCAACAGGCGAGCUACAACGCUGCUACAAACACAGAACUGUUCGGAGAAUCGAAGUGCAUGUGGGGUCACUGAGAGGAACUAUUUUUUUGCCUGAAGGUAAAGGUCCAUUUCCUGGAGUGCUCGACAUGUUUGGUUCUACAGGUGGUCUGGUGGAGUUCCGAGCUGCAUUGUUGGCUUCUAGAGGCUUUGUUUCCUUUGCUCUCGCCUAUUUUAAUUACGAUGAUCUUCCAUCCUCUUUGGCCGAUGUUGACUUUGAUUACUUGCUUGAUGCUGUACACUGGCUGGCUUCUCAUCCUCAUGUCAAGCCUGGAGGUAUCGGUGUGGUCGGUAGCUCAAAGGGUGGUGAAAUGGCCUUCCUGCUUGGCAUGGCCACAGACAAGGCAUGGAAAAAUAAUGCCCAAAUACUAUACCUUCUUGGUGAUGAUGAUGCUGUAUGGAACACUGACCAUGCCAACACAUUCGUGAGGAGUUGUCCCGAAGAGAAAAGGAAAAAUAUUAAUCUCGUCACCUAUCCAGGAGGCGGUCACCUCAUCGAACCUCCAUAUAUGCCUUUGUAUAGAGCAAUGUACCAUCCAUUGCUUGGCUCGAUGGUGGUAAUGGGAGGACAUCCUGAAGCUCAUGCUGCCGCCCAGGAGGACGCCUGGAGAAGACUUCUCCACUUCAUUCAGAAACACGUUGCGUAGAAAUAUCUGACAUCUGACAAGAGGCGACUGAAUAUCGUAAUAAUAAGAUAUAACAAACUUACCAUGUUCAAAGAAUAUAUCCUUUAAUAUCCAUAGCAACAUUAUCACAUCAAUCUCAUGCCAUACUGUAACAUAUCUCGGACAUACAGAUUUGUUUCAUUACUGAUCACGACUGUCAAAUGAUGGAAGAAGUUGGGUUGUCCAAUGCGAAAAUGAAGUGAUAUAGUUGUAAAAAAUUGUGAACCAGGUGUACAUAACAUUGCUGUGUGUAUAAUAAUUAUUGACAAAAUAUGUAGAAUAAUAUAUGACGUCUGAUGUAUACCGAUAGUCUUGGCCUCAUCAACAAAGUGGUUAUGGAUGCAAUUAAGGUAGUGUUUUACUAUACAGACUCGAUAAAAUCACUGAUGGAAUAAGUCCGCCCUGUCACACCGACAUAUGGCUUGAAUUUUGCCGAAUCCGGCGUUACAUCAUAAACGAUUAAACAAUCUGAUAUCUACAGCUAGGUUACUUAA